CCGCCCCCCGCUGGCGGUCAGAUAUGACGUCAUCAGCCGCCGCCAGACACAGCGUGACCGAGACAGGGUGGCGCUGUGUAUUCGUUGAGGAUGGCAGUCUCGGUAAUAUCCAAUGCAUUCCGCUUUUUGACCGUUUCGUCUGUUAGAUUUUCUGCUUCCCUCUGCCCUCAGGCAGUUUUACCACCGUUAUUGUGCUUACGAAACCUCGUCACUUCAUCCUGCCUCAAUAACAUCAAACCCUGGAACACUCAAACCAAGUACACAAUCAAUCCCAUUGGGAAGAAGAAAACGGGGGGGCGCGACCAUACAGGCCGGGUUCGUGUGCGUGGAAUUGGUGGAGGACACAAGCAGCUGUAUCGUAUGAUUGACUUUCAGAGACUGAACUAUGAGCUAGGCAAGGAGAACAUCCCAUUCCAGGAGAAGGUCAUCGAGGUCCGCUAUGAUCCCUGCAGGUCUGCAGACAUUGCGCUAGUUGUGGGAGGAAAGCGGAAACGUUGGAUUAUUGCGACUGAGAACAUGCAGGAAGGCGAUCUAAUCACCACAUCGGGGCACAUUGGACGCAUGGCAGUGUCUGCUAAGGAAGGAGAUGCACAUGCCUUGGGGGCACUUCCUGUGGGGACCCUCAUCAAUAACCUGGAGUUGCUUCCUGGAAAAGGGUCUCAGGUUAUCCGAGCUGCUGGGACAUGUGGCGUUUUACUCAGGAAAGUGAAUGGGACUGCGAUUGUACAACUUCCAUCCAAAAGACAAAUUCAGGUACUGGAAACCUGCAUUGCAACGGUGGGUCGUGUUUCCAAUAUUGACCACAACAAGCGUAUAAUCGGGAAGGCAGGACGGAACAGGUGGUUAGGAAUUCGACCAUCAAGUGGUCUUUGGAAGAGGAAGGGUGGUUGGGCAGGUCGUAAGAUCAAACCUCUCCCUGCCUUGAAAAGUUAUGUCAAGUUGCCCUCUGCAUCGGCAGCUCCUCGCAGUUAAUUUUAUUAUUUGUUUAGUUCGUGUUCAGCUCUAGAAGUAAUAAACAUUCUAAUUCAUAUAAGGGACACAUCUGAUCGUGCAGAGAAUUUCUCGAUUCUGCACUAAGGCUUUUUUUUUUUUUUUGCUUUGCUCUUUUGUUCCCAUUGAGUUAAGCAGGGACAUGUUUAUAUUCGGCUGGUCUUGACAUUCCGCUUGUAGGAACGUAUUUAGACUUAAGAGACACGUCAAUUAUCAGUGGCUUGCUGCCCCUAUCCGGGCUUCAAAGGAGCUUUAAAGACCUGGGUGCAACAGACACAACAUGGACCAGACAACUGUCACUAACAAGGAAUUCAAUGUCUCUCUCAAUAAAUAAAAAAAACGAGAUUA
This is a messenger RNA of Pelobates fuscus (common spadefoot toad), 1338 nucleotides long. RefSeq names its product mitochondrial ribosomal protein L2 (gene MRPL2). The transcript is spliced from 8 exons. Gene Ontology annotation, molecular function: structural constituent of ribosome; RNA binding. The record is from RefSeq and is a predicted model, not a curated record. Gene Ontology annotation, biological process: mitochondrial translation. NCBI's taxonomy places the organism in Eukaryota, Metazoa, Chordata, Amphibia, Anura, Pelobatidae. Gene Ontology annotation, cellular component: mitochondrial large ribosomal subunit; ribosome. Bases 91 to 972 code for a protein of 293 amino acids.